AUGAGGGUGUCGCACGCCAUCUGGGCAGUGCUUCUCGGAAGCCGGACCGUCGCCUCGUCCGCCUCGGCUGAUCAAACACCGAAAGACGUCGUUCGCGGUGCAUAUAUUGUGGAGCUCGAUAGUGACGCCGACGGCCCCGACUCGUUGUACCAGGCCUUGGCCAGCGAUGAUAGAAUUGCUGUCGACCAUCUCCGCGAUCUCCGGUCCAGCAUCUUCAACGCCGCAUCUUUCCAGGUUCGUGACGCUGCAACAGACGACGGCCACGAUGCAGAGCGUUUCAUGGAGAAGGUCAGGGCGAAGCGCAAUGUGAGGAAUGUGUGGCCAGUGCGAACAGUCUAUAUCAACAAAGAGGUUUCCAAGCCUUCACAGAUAUACAGCCCUGUCAGCCGUCGCCACGAGUCUCGAGAUGUGGGUGAAAUUAGCAACACCACGACUUUCGCCCCACAUAUUCAAACCCAGAUCGACAAGCUACGUGCCGAGGGAUACACAGGCAACGGUGUACGCGUCGCUGUCGUCGACAGCGGUGUUGACUAUACCCAUCCAGCUCUGGGUGGCUGUUUUGGUCCGGGUUGUUUAGUAGAGGGUGGAUAUGAUUUCUCCGGCGACGACUUGAACCCGGAGACCGGCAUUCCCGCCUCACCCGAUGAUGACCCUUACGAUUAUUGCAUGGGCCAUGGCACCCACGUAGCCGGAAUAGUGGCUGCGCAGGCCAAAGACAAUGAGCUCGGUUUCUCUGGCGGUGCUCCUGGUGUCAAACUACUGGCGUACCGAGUUUGGGGCUGCGGCGGAGGCAGUACCAACGAGUUGAUGAUUGCAGGGUUCAACAGGGCUUUCGAAGAUGGAGCUGAUAUUAUUACUUGCUCCAACGGCUAUCAGUCAGGCUGGGCACAAGAAGCGAUCUCCGUUGCAGUCGCACGCAUCGUCGAGGCAGGCGUGCCCGUUCUCGUCUCCGAAGGAAACGACGGCAACUCGGGUCUCUUCAAUGCUCUGACUCCUGCUGUUGGUGCCGGUGUCGGUGGAACGGGAGCCGUGCAGAAUCAGGUGCAGCCUAUUUUCGAGACAGCCGCGUCCUUCACUGUUGGAGAUGCUUCCACGAACGCGACUGAGUCCCAGGAAUUCGGCUUCGUGGCUGGGGAGCCUUUGUUUACAGAAGACAACCUGUCUCUCGCUCUCCACAACCUCGGUACCGACGCCUGCGACCCUCUGCCCGACGACACACCGGACCUGUCUGGAAAAUUGAUCUUGCUUGAGGUUCCGGACUCUAGAGUUACUAGAUGCUAUCCAAUUGACCAGGCCACGAAUAUUCUAGCUAAAGGUGGCCGAUACGUCCUGUACUAUGCCCGGGAUAAUACGACUGUCGAUGAACAAUUUCUCUAUGUAGAUGGGAUACGAGGCGUUGGCACUGUCCCUCCUUAUAGGGGCUCUGCUUGGAAUGAUCUGCUGGCUCAAGGCACCAAGAUCACAGUAUCACUGCCAAAUCUCAACACCACCAGCGCUGUCAACAUGACCACGUCAUCAUCGUUCUACUACGAAGAGGUAGAAAGCAAUGUCAAUGGCGGCAGGAUUAGCGAUUUCACUUCUUGGGGUCCAUCUUGGGAACUAUCACUGUCGCCUCAAUGGCUCGCGCCAGGUGGGCAAAUUCCAGGUUUGUAUCCUGUUGUCAUGGGCGCAUAUAAGAUCAUGUCGGGCACUUCUAUGGCCGCUCCUCAUGUGGCCUCCAUCUACGCUCUGAUCAAAGAGGCAAGGGGUUCCAGCGACCCGAAGACAAUUCGCAGUCUUCUGUCGUCUACAGCUAAGCCCCAAGCUCCGCUUGGAAGCGCCAACAACACCGGCGGACUCGUUGCUUCUGUUGCGCAGCAGGGCGCAGGUCUGGUACAGGCGUAUGAUGCGGCACACUCCACUAUAAUCCUCGACAUAGACGGUAUUGCACUCAACGACACAGACAACUUUGUCGGAACCCACACGUUUAGCAUCAAGAAUACCGGGGCCAGCGACGUGACUUUCGAUGUGGGACACGCGAAGGCAGUUACCAUGUACACCUUCCAAGAGGGUUCGAAUGGAGCCUUACUCGCCUCUAACCGAGAGGCAGAUGCAUGGGCCGAAUUGGCUUUUAGCACUGACAAGGUCGUUGUCCCAGCUGGGGGCUCAUCUAACGUCACCGUUACGGUUACUCCGCCAGAAGGACUCAAUGACACCCUUGUGCCCAUCUACAGCGGCUACGUGACCCUCAAGUCGGACGAUCAGUCACUUGUACUACCUUAUCUUGGAAUGGUGGGCAGCCUAGUCUCUACACCAGUUCUCGAUGCAAGAAACGUCUAUCUUGCGAAUUAUAAUACUCCUGCCGAGAGCAACAAGACUUACACAAUCCCGCGGCCUGAUCCCUCAGCCUUCAUCAACACUAAUCGCGGAGACCAAGCAACAACGCCCAAUGUUGCUAUUCACCCGACUGUGGGCACAGCGCAGCUGCGGAUCGACAUUUUAGGUCUCACUUCUGGAGGAAACAGCACCGGAUUGCCGACAACGCCGUUCUUUGACCGGUUUGAAAGUAUUGGAACCCUGCCGGGCUACCCCGUCCCCUACACAUCAAACGAGAAUCGUGCUGCAUUCUUCAAGGGUCUGAUGGCAGAUGGGACGGUCCUGCCCGAGGGGACGUAUCAGCUUGCCAUUUCUGGCUUGAGAGUGUUUGGCAAUGCGUCCAGUGCGGAUGAUUGGGACACCGUGCAGACGGUUCCUUUCAAUCUGAAAUAUUCUGUUCAGUAG
Molecule: messenger RNA, 2760 nt
Organism: Diaporthe amygdali
Lineage: Eukaryota; Fungi; Ascomycota; Sordariomycetes; Diaporthales; Diaporthaceae
Product: serine endopeptidase
Exons: 3
Coding region: 1-2760 (919 amino acids)
Biological process (GO): proteolysis
Cellular component (GO): cell wall; membrane; cytosol
Molecular function (GO): serine-type endopeptidase activity; tripeptidyl-peptidase activity
Source: RefSeq, a predicted model, not a curated record